AAUACAUCGAUUUAUAUCGCGCAUCCCUGUCACAUGGUCUCUUUCCUGUUUUGUUUGAUAGCGUGCAAAGGUGGUGUUUUCUAUAUUUAAUAAAAUAAUUAUGCCACGUGAGAUAAAAGAAGUUAAAGAUUUUCUCAACAAGGCCCGCCGUUCUGAUGCGCGUGCUGUCAAAAUAAAGAAAAAUGCUGCUAACACGAAGUUUAAGAUUCGUUGUUCCCGCUUCUUGUACACCCUAGUCGUGCAAGAUAAAGAGAAGGCAGACAAAAUAAAGCAAUCGCUACCUCCAGGUCUGCAAGUCAAAGAGGUCAAGUAAUAUGAGUUAUUCUGACGUCAAAUACAUAAUGUGGCUUUUUAUAUUACUCUUGAAAUAAAAUUGCUUUAAAAAAAAGCCAUCAAGCAGUUCAAUAUAAUCUUAAAGAA
Messenger RNA from Scaptodrosophila lebanonensis, 420 nucleotides. It is a transcript of the gene RpL38, whose product is annotated as 60S ribosomal protein L38. The record is from RefSeq and is a predicted model, not a curated record. The coding region runs from base 101 to 313 and encodes 70 amino acids. NCBI's taxonomy places the organism in Eukaryota, Metazoa, Arthropoda, Insecta, Diptera, Drosophilidae. Gene Ontology annotation, molecular function: structural constituent of ribosome. Gene Ontology annotation, cellular component: cytosolic large ribosomal subunit; ribosome. The transcript has 2 exons. Gene Ontology annotation, biological process: protein-RNA complex assembly; translation.